Molecule: messenger RNA, 567 nt
Organism: Ogataea haglerorum
Lineage: Eukaryota; Fungi; Ascomycota; Pichiomycetes; Pichiales; Pichiaceae
Exons: 1
Coding region: 1-567 (188 amino acids)
Biological process (GO): poly(A)+ mRNA export from nucleus
Cellular component (GO): nucleus
Source: RefSeq, a predicted model, not a curated record
AUGGCCGCCUACGCAAGUCAAACGGUGCCUCAGCUCAGAGAGCUGCUCAAGCAGAGAGGCCUGCCGACCAACGGGGUCAAGGCAGACCUGAUUGCGCGCCUGGAGGAGUCCGACAAGAUCGAGGCCCAGCUCGACGCGGGAGACGAUUCUGGCACAGGAAAGGACGAGUCGGCGCCAGAACAGGAGCCGCAGCCGGCAGAAACAAAGCCGGAGGAGCCAAAGCAGGAGGCUGUCGUUGAGAAUGCGGCUGCAGACGCCGAAAGGCCGCCACAGACGGCCACGGCCACAGACUCUAAGGAAACGCCAGACACCGCCAAGGAGGAGAAGAAGAACCUCAAUCCAGAGGAACUGAAGCAGGCAGCAAUUGAGCUGCUGAACAAGAAGAUUGCCCGGGCAAGAAAGUUCGGCAACGAGGAGGACAUUGCACCGCUGGAGGCCAGUCUCAAGCGGAUCCACAAGUUCGGCAUCUCUCUGGACUCGGCGCUCGCCAGAGACCUAGGAUUCAGACAGGAGAAGCCCCGCCAGCCGCAGGGGCUCAAGAACGGCAAGAAGAAGUGGCGCAAGUGA